UGCCUUCACUGGUUGCUCUGGCACGGGGCAGAUGUAACACUCGUAACGGGCCGAGGCUGGACAGCGGCUCACCUUGCAGCUAUCCGAGGCCAGGACGCUUGCAUGCAGGCUUUGUUAAUAAACGGAGCAAACGCAGAGGCUCGAGAUGAUCGUGGCUGCACGCCGUCCCACUUGGCUGCAGCCCAUGGGCAGUCGUACACCUUGCAGACCGUACUGCGAAGUGGAGCGAAUGUCAAUGUUUCAGACAGGAAUAACUGGAAGCCUGUUCAUUACGCUGCUUUUCAUGGCCGCUUGGGCUGUUUGCAGCUUCUUGUUAGAUGGGGAGCGUGUCUGGAUGAUGUGGAUGACAACGGAAACCUUCCAG
Molecule: messenger RNA, 364 nt
Organism: Mesitornis unicolor (brown roatelo)
Lineage: Eukaryota; Metazoa; Chordata; Aves; Mesitornithiformes; Mesitornithidae
Product: ankyrin repeat domain-containing protein 42-like
Exons: 3
Cellular component (GO): nucleus
Molecular function (GO): NF-kappaB binding
Source: RefSeq, a predicted model, not a curated record